CAGACGCGGAUCCCGGCGUCUGCUGCAGCUGCGGCUGCUGCCGAGCAAAGACCGCUGUGGCCCCGGAGGGGGGACCGCGUGACCCGCAGAACCAAGGCCCUGCCGCUCUGGAGAGAAGGCGGCGGCGGUUUAAAAUUUCUUUGAUCGUGUUUGAGUAAGUCACUUGGAGAGAGCCCGUAGCUCCAUUGCACCAUGUGUGGCAUUUGGGCCCUCUUUGGCAGUGACGACUGCCUUUCUGUUCAGUGUCUGAGUGCUAUGAAGAUUGCACACAGAGGUCCAGAUGCAUUUCGUUUUGAGAAUGUCAAUGGAUAUACCAACUGCUGCUUUGGAUUUCACCGGUUGGCAGUGGUUGACCAGCUGUUUGGAAUGCAGCCAAUUCGAGUGAAGAAAUAUCCUUACUUGUGGCUGUGUUACAACGGUGAAAUCUACAACCACAAGAAGCUGCAACACCAUUUUGAAUUUGAAUACCAGACCAAAGUGGAUGGUGAGAUAAUCCUUCAUCUUUAUGACAAAGGAGGAAUUGAGCAAACAGUUUGUAUGUUGGAUGGGGUAUUUGCAUUUAUUUUACUGGAUACUGCCAAUAAGAAAGUAUUCUUGGGCAGAGAUACCUAUGGAGUCAGACCUUUGUUUAAAGCCGUGACAGAAGAUGGAUUUUUGGCCGUGUGUUCAGAAGCUAAAGGUCUCAUUAACUUGAAGCACUCCAUGACUCCUUUUUUAAAAGUGGAGCCUUUUCUCCCAGGACACUAUGAAGUUUUGGAUUUAAAGCCAAAUGGCAAAGUAGCAUCGGUGGAAAUGGUUAAAUAUCAUCACUGUAGAGAUGAGCCUCUGCAUGCCCUGUAUGACAGCGUGGAGAAACUCUUCCCGGGUUUUGAGAUAGAAACUGUGAAGAACAACCUCCGAAUCCUUUUUGACAAUGCCAUUAAGAAACGUUUGAUGACGGACAGAAGGAUUGGCUGCCUUUUAUCAGGUGGCUUGGAUUCCAGUUUGGUUGCUGCCAUCCUGUUGAAGCAGCUAAAAGAGGCCCAGGUACAGUAUCCUCUCCAGACAUUUGCGAUUGGCAUGGAAGACAGUCCCGAUUUACUAGCUGCUAGAAAGGUGGCAAAUCAUAUUGGGAGCGAACACCAUGAAGUCCUCUUUAACUCUGAGGAAGGCAUUCAGGUCCUGGAUGAAGUCAUAUUUUCCUUGGAAACUUACGAUAUUACAACAGUCCGUGCUUCAGUAGGUAUGUACUUAAUUUCAAAGUACAUUCGGAAGAACACGGAUAGCGUAGUGAUCUUCUCUGGAGAGGGUUCAGAUGAACUUACACAGGGUUACAUAUAUUUUCACAAGGCUCCUUCCCCUGAGAAGGCCGAGGAGGAGAGUGAGCGGCUUCUGAAGGAACUGUAUUUGUUUGAUGUUCUCCGAGCAGAUCGAACUACUGCUGCCCACGGCCUUGAACUGAGAGUCCCCUUCCUGGAUCAUCGAUUUUCUUCCUAUUACUUGUCUCUGCCACCAGAUAUGAGAAUCCCCAAGAAUGGGAUAGAAAAACAUCUUCUGAGAGAGACAUUUGAGGACUCCAAUCUGAUACCUAAAGAGAUUCUCUGGCGACCAAAAGAAGCCUUCAGUGAUGGAAUAACCUCAGUUAAGAAUUCCUGGUUUAGGAUUUUACAGGAAUACAUUGACCAUCAGGUUGAUGAUGCGGUGAUGGCAAGCGCAGCCCAAAAAUUUGCCGUCAAUACUCCCAAAACGAAAGAAGCCUAUUACUACCGUCAGAUCUUUGAACGCCACUACCCGGGCCGCGCCGACUGGCUGCCUCAUUACUGGAUGCCCAGGUGGACUAGUGCCACUGACCCUUCCGCCCGCACUCUGAGCCACUACAAGGCCGCUGCCAAAGCUUAGGUACUCCCCGAGCCGUGGAGUGAAAGUAAACACUUCUCAUUGUGAAGGGUAGGGGGCUUGGGGGCAGGGAGGGUCAACUGCCCAGGCUUGCUUGGGUGUGAAAAAAUAAAAGUCUUAAAUCUAAAACA
Messenger RNA from Balaenoptera musculus (blue whale), 2006 nucleotides. It is a transcript of the gene ASNS, whose product is annotated as asparagine synthetase (glutamine-hydrolyzing). Gene Ontology annotation, molecular function: asparagine synthase (glutamine-hydrolyzing) activity. The record is from RefSeq and is a predicted model, not a curated record. The transcript has 13 exons. NCBI's taxonomy places the organism in Eukaryota, Metazoa, Chordata, Mammalia, Artiodactyla, Balaenopteridae. The coding region runs from base 193 to 1878 and encodes 561 amino acids. Gene Ontology annotation, cellular component: cytosol.